This is a messenger RNA of Anoplophora glabripennis (Asian longhorned beetle), 1957 nucleotides long. RefSeq names its product myrosinase 1. NCBI's taxonomy places the organism in Eukaryota, Metazoa, Arthropoda, Insecta, Coleoptera, Cerambycidae. The transcript is spliced from 8 exons. Gene Ontology annotation, biological process: carbohydrate metabolic process. The record is from RefSeq and is a predicted model, not a curated record. Bases 38 to 1855 code for a protein of 605 amino acids. Gene Ontology annotation, molecular function: beta-glucosidase activity.
UAUAACUGAAUUAGUUUGUUACAAUAUAUUAUCAAACAUGAACAAGCUGUUAUUUAUUGGUUUAGAAGUAAUUUUAAGUGCAAGCUUUGUUGUCGGAGAAAACAAUAAAACCUUUCCAGAUAAUUUUAUGUUCGGAGUAGCUACAUCAGCGUACCAGGUAGAAGGUGGAUGGGACGAAGAUGGGAAAGGAGAAACAAUAUGGGACUAUUUAGUUCACCAUAAACCCACUUACGUAGUCAAUAAUAACACUGGUGACAUAGCGUGCGAUUCUUACCAUAAAUAUGCUGAAGAUGUAGCACUUGCUGCUGACCUAGGAAUAAGGCACUACAAGUUUUCCAUAUCGUGGUCAAGAAUUUUUCCUAAUGGACUUGGCAACGGAGUCAAUCUCAUGGGAGUUUCCUACUAUCAAAACAUAAUUGAACUGUUAGAAAGCUACAACAUUACACCAGUUGUAACUCUUUACCACUGGGACUUGCCACAGCAACUUCAAGACAUCGGAGGAUGGACAAAUCCAAGCAUGGUGCAGUACUUUGUAAAAUACGCUAGAGCUGCUUUUCAAUAUUUCGAUACCGUUAAGUAUUGGGUUACCUUCGAUGAACCCAAACAGAUUUGCCGCGGAGGGUAUGGAACGGAGACUCUAGCUCCUCAAAUAGCCCUCGACGGUGUAGCCGACUACUUGUGUUCCUAUGUAGUCAUAAAGGCGCAUGCUGAGGUCUACAACUUAUAUCGCAAAGAAUUUUCUGAUUUGGAAGGUAAAAUAGCUAUAGUACUCGAUGUACCUUGGUCUGAACCGUACAGUGAUGAAGCACAGGAUAUAGAAGCAGCUGAGAGAAGAAAUCAAUUUGAGGUUGGUUUAUAUGCGAAUCCCUUAGUACACGGAAAUUGGCCUGAGGUAGUCAUCAAUCGAGUUGAAGAAAGAAGUGCCAAUGAAAAUUUUACUAGAACCCGUCUUCCUCAAUUUACAGACGAUGAAAUUGUGUUCAUCAAAGGAUCAUACGAUUUUAUCGGACUUAACUUCUAUGAUACUCGUUACGUGGCAGAUGCCGAAGAAGCCGAUUAUGAAUAUCCCAGCUUUGAACACGAUAUGAGAGCUACCAUAUACGCUGAUGAUGCAUGGUUAAAAGGCAUUAUUGGAGACACGAUUGUAAAAUGGGGUAUCCGAAGAGCUUUAAAUUGGCUAAAAACAUCUUACUACAAUCCAACAAUUCUCAUCACACAAAACUCAAUCGCUACUAAUGGAACAUUAGAUGAUUACGACCGAAUUCAAUCUAUUUAUGAUUAUCUGAAUUAUAUGUUAGAUGCCGUAUAUGAGGACAAUGUAGCAGUUAUUGGCUAUACUUUGAAUUUGCUGGAUGAAUUUGAAUGGAAACUGGGAUACAGUGCCCACGAAGGACUUUUCUCUGUGGAUUUUGAAGAUACCAACCGAACUAGAACUCCGAAGCGUUCUGCUUAUUAUUAUCAACAGAUAGCUACGAGUUUGACUUUACCAGAUGUUCCUAUCGUAUCUUCAACCACAAACCCGACAACAGAAGUUACGACUGCCACCUACACUACAAUCUACACUACAAUAAAGUCAUUAGAAACAACAAAUCCAUCAACAGAAGUUCCUACAGGGUCAUCCACAAUAGAGUCAUCGGAAACAACAAAUCCAUCAACAGAAGUUCCUACAGGGUCAUCCACAAUAGAGUCAUCGGAAACAACAAAUCCAUCAACAGAAGUACCUACAGGGUCACCAACAACAGUAGAACCGCCUACAUCUACACCUGGUUCGUCGUAUGGAAUUAAGCCACAGUCCCUAUUUAUUUUAGCAGUAAUAGUAUUUAUCGAUUUUAAAUUAGCAAAAAUAUUCACUUAAGUAGUACUUCAAGAUAGUUUUCUACAUUUGAUAUUAAAUACUGAUGUAAAUUAUAAAAUUUAGAAAUUAAAAUUAUCAGUAAAUAUAUUACAUUUUUUGUGA